Molecule: messenger RNA, 1668 nt
Organism: Sceloporus undulatus (fence lizard)
Lineage: Eukaryota; Metazoa; Chordata; Lepidosauria; Squamata; Phrynosomatidae
Gene: MC5R
Product: melanocortin 5 receptor
Exons: 2
Coding region: 414-1391 (325 amino acids)
Biological process (GO): G protein-coupled receptor signaling pathway
Cellular component (GO): membrane
Molecular function (GO): melanocortin receptor activity
Source: RefSeq, a predicted model, not a curated record
UUGUUGGAAGUCAAUGAGAAGUUGGGUGAAAAGAAAGGAGGAGGUGUAGAGGAGGAGCUGGAAGCUGAGUAUUGAAGUGAUUAACACUGCCAAUAUAAAAAGGCAGUUCCACAGUAAGUAAAUUUUAAUACAAGGGAGCUCUGUCUCUGUGGAUGUGAAUAGAGCUUUCCUUCUGACAUGGCAUCUAUUCCUACCCAAAGAAUACAAAUGCUUGAUGCUGAAUGGACAGGUGGACACAAACUUCUCACAGCCAAAGGAACAAAGUGAAGACUUUGAAGACAUCUAAGAUAUCAAAUAACAGUACUUGGAUCUUCCAUUUUCUUUUGAAAAUGCAUUUGCAAGACUGUUUUACAACCAGUCUGCCUGACUGAAAAGAUCAUCUUUUAAAAAAAGUUGCAUCUUUGCCAGCCAAGAUGAACUCAUCCGAUCAACCCAACGUUCCAGACGUUAACCUGACUGCUCUUGGGAGCAACCUUUCGCUGCCCACUGUCAAGACUAAACCAUCAACCUGUGAACAAGUGGUCAUAGCUGCGGAAGUCUUUCUCACACUUGGCAUUAUAAGCCUUCUUGAAAACAUCCUGGUCAUCUGUGCCAUAAUUAAGAACAAGAACUUGCACUCUCCUAUGUAUUUCUUUGUGUGCAGCUUAGCUGUGGCUGAUAUGCUGGUCAGUGUGUCAAAUGCCUGGGAGACCAUCACUAUAUAUUUACUAAACAAUAGACACCUCAUUAUUGAAGAUGUUUUUGUACGUCACAUAGACAAUGUUUUUGAUUCGAUGAUAUGUAUAUCUGUUGUGGCUUCCAUGUGCAGUUUGCUAGCUAUAGCAGUGGACAGGUACGUCACUAUCUUUUAUGCCCUCCGUUAUCAUAAUAUCAUGACUGUGAAAAGAUCAGGGCUCAUAAUUGCAUGCAUCUGGACGUUUUGCACUGGCUGUGGUAUCAUCUUCAUCCUUUAUUAUGAAUCAAAGUAUGUCAUCAUGUGUCUCAUUAUAAUGUUUUUCACUAUGUUGUUUCUCAUGGUAUCUCUGUACAUACAUAUGUUCCUUCUGGCUCGGACGCAUGUCAAGAGAAUAGCAGCUUUGCCAGGAUAUAAUUCUGUUCAUCAGAGGACCAGUAUGAAAGGUGCCAUUACUCUGACUAUGCUUCUGGGCAUCUUCAUAGUUUGCUGGGCUCCAUUUUUCCUCCAUCUUAUCCUAAUGAUCUCAUGCCCACAGAAUCUUUACUGUGUUUGCUUUAUGUCUCACUUCAACAUGUAUCUCAUCCUCAUCAUGUGCAAUUCAAUUAUUGACCCCUUGAUCUAUGCCUUUCGAAGUCAAGAAAUGAGAAAGACUUUUAAGGAGAUCAUCUGCUGCUAUAGCAUAAGCACGGCCUGUGGACUGCCUAGCAAAUAUUAGGAAUUAUACAUAAUGGGACUAAAACACCCCAACACUUCUAGGCAAGGAUGGGGCCCUCCAGAUGUUGCUGGGCUGCCAUUCCCAUCAUCUUGCACCAUUACCUAAGAUGGUUAGGGCUGAUGGAAGUUGAAAAUCUCACAACAUCUGGGCAGCAAUAUGUUGGCCAUCACUACUCUAAAAACAAGACUGAAUGUAUCAACUUCAUGAGGAAAAGAUACAAAUACAAAACAAUAGUCCAAAACAUGUUGCAGAAAUAAUCCAGUUUGAGACUGCUUUA